This is a messenger RNA of Blepharisma stoltei, 2422 nucleotides long. Lineage: Eukaryota; Ciliophora; Heterotrichea; Heterotrichida; Blepharismidae. The record is from the annotation of a GenBank genome assembly.
AUGGAAUCUAAGAAAAAGACCAAGCAGGGCAAAGGCAAAAAACCUUCAAAUGUCGCAAAACUAGCAAUGCAGGCAAGAAUAGAAGCAGAGCACGAAGAAGAAGAAAAAUUACAGCAAGAAGCUUUAAGAAAACAAAAAGAAGCUGAAGAAGAAUUGAAAAGACAAGAAGAGGAGCGUCAUAGACAAGAAGAAAUUGAGAAACGCAAAAAGGAAAGAAAAGAAAAAAAACAGGAAAUGAAAAGGCUGGGGCUCUAUAGGACUCCGCAGCAAAUAGAAAACGAUAGAAAAGAUGAAGAAGCUAAAAAGAGAUUUCUAGAGUUGGGAUUAGUCAAAACGAGUGACAUUGUAACACCUAUGGGAUUACCGGAUGGGAGAAAUAGAAAGAAAAGAGAGCAGUUUAAGCCAAAGCCUGUAGAAGAAGUAAAAAUUGAAGAGAAUAAAGGGGAAGAUGUAGAAGACGACUUAGUAUCUGAAAAAUUACCAAAACGGAAAAAAUCAAGGGCGAUCAGUGAAAAUUCUGACGGGACUAAUGAAGAAAAGAAAAUUGAAGAAGCUAAAAUAAGAUACAAAGCUCCAAUUGUCUGCAUAUUAGGACACGUUGACACAGGCAAAACCAAACUUCUCGACAAAAUCCGACGCACGAAUGUCCAAGCCUCCGAAGCUGGUGGAAUCACUCAACAAAUCGGUGCCACAAUGUUCCCUGCAGACGCUAUCGAAACCCUUACCCAGAAGCUCCCAAAUCUCUCCUUAUCAAUAGACGUCCCAGGCUUACUCAUUAUUGACACUCCAGGCCACGAAUCUUUUUCAAACCUUCGAUCCCGAGGCUCUUCUCUUUGCAAUAUCGGCAUCCUCGUCGUCGACAUAAUGCAUGGCCUCGAAAACCAAACAAUCGAGUCUCUUUCAAUUUUUAAAACCAAAAAUAUUCCUUUUAUUGUCGCGCUUAACAAGAUUGAUAGGCUUUAUGAGUGGUCUCCAAGCAAAGAUGAAGCAUUUCUGACUACUUUUAAUAAACAAAGCGGCCAUGUUCAAAGCGAAUUUAUGAGGAGGGCUAAGGAAACUAUUUUAGAAUUCAACCAUAAAGGCUAUAAUGCUGCACUCUAUUAUGAAAAUCCUGAUCCUGAGGAAUAUAUCAGCUUAGUCCCGACAAGUGCGAUUACAGGAGAAGGGAUUCCGGAUAUGUUGGGACUGAUUCUGAAUAUUGCGCAGACAAAGCUGAGGAGUAGCAUUAUUUAUCAGCCAAAAUUAGAAGCGACUGUUAUGGAAGUGAAAACUAUUGAAGGGCUUGGGACUACAAUUGAUGUGAUUUUAAUGAAUGGGGUCAUAAAAGAAGAUGAUAAUAUUAUUGUAUCUGGGUUUAAUGGACCGAUUUCUACAAGAGUUAGAGCUUUAUUGACACCAAUGCCGCUUAGAGAAAUGAGGGUUAAAGGCGAAUAUCUCCAUCAUAAAGCACUAAGAGCUUCUAUGGGUGUAAAAAUAUCAGCCCAAGGUUUAGACCACACUAUGGCAGGUUCCCCUCUUUUUAUAGCCAAAAAUGAAGAAGAAAUCCCACGCCUUCAAGAAGAAGUCCAAAAGGAAAUCACAGAAAUUUUUAAAUCUAUCAACAAUAAAGACAAAGGAGUCCAUGUCCAAGCUUCAACUGUAGGCUCAUUAGAAGCUUUAUUAGAGUUCCUAAAACAGUCUAAAAUCCCUGUCAGCAGCAUCAAUAUUGGCCCAGUUUUCAAAAAAGAUAUAAUGAAAGCUCAAACCCAAAUAGAAAAAGGGAACGAAAAACAAUAUGCAACAGUAAUGGCAUUUGACGUAAAAAUCACCCCAGAAGCGCAGGAAUAUGCAGAUUCGUGUGGGGUAAAAAUAAUUUCUGAUAAUAUUAUAUACUUUCUUAUAUAAAUUUUAUUAAUAUCCUUAUAAGGCCAUUACUAUACAUAGCUCAAGGAAACUCAGGAUAUUUCACCUUUUCGAUAGGUUCACCAAAUAUGUAGAAGACAUAAGAAAACAAGAAAGACUAGAAGGGAAAGGGAAAGAUGCCGUUUUCCCAUGUCUGCUUAAAAUUGUUGAAAUUGUGAAAAAUUCAGAUCCCAUUACUUUAAGGGUAGAUGUCGUCGAUGGUGUUCUAAAGGUAGGCACUCCAUUAUGCAUCCACGAAAAAGAGGAUUUAAUUAUAGGAAAAGUCGAAUCAAUUGAGCUUAAUGAUGAAAAUAUCGAGCUGCAGAGGCCUGGGCAAGGGAGUGUUGUCAUAAAACUAAAAGGAUUAAACCCUGAGCAAGAUGCUUAUGAGGCAGGUAGGGAUUUUGAAGAAAUUGAUGAGCUGUCAAGCUGGAUUACAAGAGAGUCUAUUGAUUUAUUGAAGGAUUAUUAUAGAGAUGAGAUGACUAUGAAUGAUUGGAAAUUGGUCAAAGCUUUUAAAAUCAAAUAUGAAAUCGAUUAA